UCCAAUGUCCGACGAGGACGCUGCCGCUCCCGCCCCUCCUUCACCGGACUCCAUUCGCAAAGUUCAAUCGGCGAUCCAAUCUCUCUCCUCCAUCGAGCCCUCCAUCCCUACCUCCCUCUCUUCCUCCAACAACCCGGCCCUCUCUCUCCUCCAAGACCCCAAAGUCUCCUCCCGCAUCUCCGCCCUCCUCCGGGAACCCAACUCCGGCUCCGGCGACAACAACCUCUGCCGCUGGCUCUAUGACACCUUCCAAUCUACCGUCCCUGAACUUCAGCUCGUCGUCCUCCGCUUCCUUCCCGUCGUCGCCGGCAUCUACCUCUCCCGUAUCGUCCACCGGAAACCUCAGGCCGGUUUUGAGGCCGUCCUCUUAGCCCUCUAUGCUUCCGAAACCAACUCUCGCUCCGGCCAAGCCGUCACCGUCACGAUCCCUGACUUGUCCCAUUCAAGCGUCUAUCAUGAAUCCAAAUCCACCGUCAAGAACAAUGCCACCAACCUCGACCUCGCCGUCGUAUCACCCUCCCUCGAACCCCACGGCACCGUACGUUCCACCCGACGAGCAAGGAUCGUCGGCGUGGCAUUAGAGUUAUACUACAGCAAGAUUUCCCUGAUGCCAAUCAAGUCAAAAAUCGAACUUUGCGAGUUCUGCAAGAUCUGGGCUGGUCAAGACGGAGACAUGUACAAGGGGUUCGGGUCUGAGUCCGAACGUAAGCAGAUCGAUGACGAUGACGAAGAUGAAGACGAGGUGGUCGGAGACGGAGAAGAAGAACCGGAGAUCAUUGUAACAGAGGAAGAGAAGAGAAUGAAGAAGAAGGAAGGGAGGAUUCCUCUGCCAUGGGAAUUAUUACAACCAGUUUUAAGGAUUCUGGGACAUUGUUUGAUGGGUCCGAAUAAUUCUAAGGAGAAAGAACUAUUUGAUGCAGCGAGUGAUGCUUGUAGGUGUUUGUAUGCGAGGGCUAUGCAUGAUGUGAAUCCAAAGGCUAUUUUGGCGAUUGGAAGUUUGCUAAGGCUUCUGAAAAGGGUUGAGGAUAAUAAAUUUGAUGACUUUGAUGAUUACAGUGAUGUCAUUUCUCUUUGA
This is a messenger RNA of Prosopis cineraria, 1075 nucleotides long. RefSeq lists its product as uncharacterized. The transcript has a single exon. The coding region runs from base 5 to 1075 and encodes 356 amino acids. Gene Ontology annotation, biological process: phosphatidylinositol phosphate biosynthetic process; protein localization to plasma membrane. Gene Ontology annotation, cellular component: plasma membrane. The record is from RefSeq and is a predicted model, not a curated record. Lineage: Eukaryota; Viridiplantae; Streptophyta; Magnoliopsida; Fabales; Fabaceae.